CCACGUUUGACAUCAAUAAGAGACCAUGCACGCAUGCGCACAAAAUAACGCUCUCGGUGACCGCGACAACAAAGCCAAACUGGAAUAAAUGCAUCAAUUGCGGCGCCUCUGUUUAGCCACACUGGCUAAAGUUUGGAGUGUGCACAGAGUGUCGACAAGGUUAAAGUGCACAGAAGGAAGACCCUCUGCUCCACUGGGUUCAAGAAUUCUGACCAAUCCUGAUGACAUCUUUAAGCACAAUAUGUGGGAUCAUGUGCAGUGGACGGAGGAGGACGUUGAAAACGCACAGCUAAAAGCUGAGGAAAACUCCAGUGUGCAAAUCCCUUUAAGGGAACAAGGCAAGAAUGCGUAUACAUUUGAAUUUAAAAGUCAUUACCUGGCAUGUACAUUUGUGAGACUGACACUAUAUCCACACGUCUUUCACAUAGCUACAUUUGACACUGAGGCUUGUCGCUACUGGGAUAGGUUUUAUGAGCUACACCGUCGGAAAUUCUUCAAAGAUCGAAAGUGGCUGCUUUUGGAAUUCCCAGAACUGCUUCCACCUGACUUAGAAAGCCAAGCCAGAAGCAUGGAGGGGGACGCCAGACAUCCGCAACUCACACUCUUGGACUGCAACGCCGAUCCGCGGCAACGGUCUCAAGAUGCAGAGCCGGAAACAAACCAAGCAGCCAAGCGCGUUUCUUACCCGGGACAGCAUGCGCCUUUCAGGAUAUUGGAGGUUGGAUGUGGGGUCGGAAACAGCGUAUUUCCUCUUGUUAAUAACACCAAAGAAAAGGGUGCAUUUUUGUACUGUUGUGACUUCUCGCCAUGUGCUCUUCAAUUGUUGAAGGGCCAUCCCGACUAUGAUGACUCUGUGUGCCAUGCGUUUAUACAUGAUAUUUGUGAGGAGGAGGCCUCUCUUCCCUUUCCUCCACACAGCCUGGAUGUCAUUCUUGCAGUUUUUGUCCUUUCCUCCAUUCAUCCAGAGAGGAUGCAAGGAGUGGUAAACAGACUGUCCUCAUACCUCAAAUAUGGAGGGAUUCUUCUCUUUCGGGAUUAUGGGAGAUAUGACUUCUCACAGCUCCGGUUUAAGAAAGGUCUCAUCAUUUGCUGCAAUCAGGUCGGUGCUUGUCAGAGAAUUUCUACACACGCGGCGAUGGAACCUGUGUUUACUUUUUCACAAAAGAAGAAAUUCAUCAUUUAUUUAGCAAAGCCGGACUGGAAGAAGUUCAGAAUGUGGAGGAUCGACGACUUCAAGUUAAUAGAGGAAAGAAAGUGUCGAUGCACCGAGUAUGGAUACAGAGCAAGUAUAGGAAACCAUAUCCACUUUCACCUCGCUAACAGCCCUCUUUCCUUUUUACACUACUAUAUUUUUAUAUCUACUUAUUGUCCAAAACAGCAUAUUGUGUAUAUAUUAAAAACAUAGUACAUGCAACGGUGUGGUGAUCAUUAUUGUUUUCCAGUAACGGGUAAUCUAAUUCAUUCCUAUUUCAAACAUAACUAAUGCGUUGCGUUGUUAUGCACUGAUGUCGAAAUCAAGUAGGGGUGUCACGAGACUGUCAUGUUCUGUGUGCUGCUCUGCUGCCCUCUGUCUGCCAUGUGUUGCAGCACACCUCUGAGCCAACCGGGAGGAACUAAUUAACACACCUGUGUUCAAUUACCUGCCUUCUUAAGCUGCUGUCUGACAUACUUCAAGUUCCAGAUUGUUACCUGACGUUCUGCAGAAACCUGCUCCUCCCAGCACCUCUUGGUACUCAGUAUCUAUUUCCCUGCUUGGCUUCUUCCAGCAGUGUUUUUUGCAUCCUGAUUCCUGCUCAGCUUUAUGCAGCGUUUUGAGUUUUAUAGGUUCUGCUAGUUUUUGUCAGCAGCUUUUUCAGUUAGCAUUUUUGUAUCUUUUCCUUCCUGCUUUGUUUCCGUGCUCAGCUUUUUUCUAGUUAUUUUUUUCCUGUGACUAGGUCCGGGUGUAUUUUAGUUGUACUUUGUCUUUCUUUUGUCAUUUUUGUGUUUUUCUACACUGUGGACUAUUCUUAUAAUAAAUUUUUUUACACGGACUGCCUCGCCUCUGCAUUUUGAGAUCCAGCUCUUCAGCCUGUGGCCAGUCAUAAGAUACCCAACUCGCCAGACGAGACUAUGCACAAGACUAGGUCUAUGAGAACGGGAUGGGAUUUUAAUGUGAAUUUUAAGAAAAGUACAAUGAAAAGAUAUGACUGGACAAACGGACUUUUAUUUAAUCGAGUCACAAAGCAAUGCAGGUGCGUUUUGAAAUGUUUCUGACAAAUUGAUGCUCAAAGAUAUUGUCAACAUUUUUGAGAGCAAAU
Molecule: messenger RNA, 2297 nt
Organism: Dunckerocampus dactyliophorus (ringed pipefish)
Lineage: Eukaryota; Metazoa; Chordata; Actinopteri; Syngnathiformes; Syngnathidae
Gene: mettl8
Product: methyltransferase 8, methylcytidine
Exons: 9
Coding region: 89-1405 (438 amino acids)
Molecular function (GO): tRNA (cytidine-N3)-methyltransferase activity
Source: RefSeq, a predicted model, not a curated record